CUGUAUCUGUCUCCCUCCCUCCCCCCGCCUCUCCCCCCCCCCCCCCCGCUCCGCUGGUUCGCCCCCGGCGGCCGCGUACACGCCCUGUGCCGGGCUGCAGGCGAGCGAUGCCGGCGGGGCAGACGGAGCCUGCAGCGGAGAGGGGCUCCGGCACUGGGGCGGCAAACUGCGCUGCCCGGGCCGGCUACCCAGCGCCGUUCACCGGGGGAGUUGCUUUGCUUCAAGACGCUGCUGCCUCCGAUGACUGAAUUUGCAAUGGAUGGGAAAGAAUUAAUUCUUCCUGAAUGCCCUGACCAUCGAAAAGAAAACUGCUCAAUGGUCAAUAACGGUGAGACGUUCUCUUCACCAGAUAGUCAAUCGUCGGAUGACGGGCGAUGUAACGUUAUUAGCGGCGGAGGGGCAGAAUACAAGAAGGAUGGCGCAGAAUACAAGAAGGAUGCAGCGGUGCGUUCAGUCGGCUCACUCUCACCGUCCAAAAAAGCACCGAGCGAUGACUUUUGGAUGGGUUCAGCUUCAUCGACGUAUUCCAUGGACAGUAAGAAAAGUAAAUUUGGCUUCCAAACGCCAAGUUCACAGAGUCAUAACACACAUACUGAAGAUGAAUGCGCCUCUCUCAUCCUGACCUGUCUGUUUUGCCGGUUUUACGAUUUUCUGCUCAUGCUACCUCACACAUGCGCACAUCUCUGGACCCGGACAUGUUGCUACGACUGCCACAAAUAUAGCACUGACGUGAACAACGGCACCUGUGAUUGUAACUGCAAGUGUGACUUUGACUGUGGUCUGUUUGACGCCUGUCAGGAAACCAGUGAGUGCUUGGAACUGGCUUUAGAAAUUUCUGAAGUUUGUUAUCGUUGAACGUUCUCAUGGACAUGAAAUCACUGUCUGGAUACCUAGUUGCACACUCCCCUUCUCUCUCUCUCCUAGAGCAAGUGCUACUUGCAACAACGAGGUCACCGUUGCAAGUAUAAACACUGAAUACAAGCAAUUUUUUCUGAAAAUAUCUAAAAUAAACCUGUGUUCCAGCUUUACUUAGUGUUCUAAAUUGUCUGUAUAUAUCAUAUAAUAACGCUGUAAUGCCAGAUCACUUUAUUUUCUCUGUCCUCAUCCCUUGGUAUGGUUAAGAAAACCACUGUGGUGAAUGACUGUUGGGGUGGCUAAUGUCGUGAAACUCUGUUCCAGUGUUAAUCCAUCUCCAAUAUCACCUCAUGUGGAUUGAGUAUGAUGAUUGAGUAUCAUCAGCUACUGUAGACUAGGGAAGACACUGGGUGCUACAGUCUGCCGUCAGAAGAAGGGUCUCGACCCGAAACGCCGCCUAUUCCUUUUCUCCAACGAUGCACCCUGACCCGCUGAGUUACUCCAACAUUUUGACGUCUAUCUUCGGUGCAAACCAGCAUCUGCAGUUCCUCCCCGCACACAUAGUCUACACUGUACGGACUGUAAAAGCACGAAGGAAAGUUGUGAAAAUUGAGUCAAUUGUUCUGAAUGUUGUGGUCUUUGCUUUCUUUAAUAACCACGAGGGGAUAAAUCUUUGGCUCCCAACCUUGGCUACAAAUUUUUAAGUAUUUAACAGCAUGUUUACAGAAAAUGAGACCACCGAUAAUGAAGUGGGACCACAAAUGGAAUGCGUUCAAAAUGGUUUGUGUGUAAAUUUGUUGGCGUCCUUCAUGUGGUGACUCUUGUAUACCUUGGGUAUGCCAAAGAAAGAAUAUUACUGUGACUUGUCCCACGUGACAAUAAAGUACCAUUCAUUCAUUCAUUCAUUUAUACUGUAUGCCUUGAUAUCGUAUGGAUAAUUUCUGGUUAGGAUAUUUCAGAUACUUAAGAAGUUAAAGGAAAGUUAUUGAUAGUUGAGCACUGAAUUUCAAAACAGAUUUUUUUUUAAUAUACUGCACUUAAAAUUACACAAGGGAAUAUUUGAGAAUUUAGAUGUCAUUUCAUAUUAAUGUGGCACAAGACAUGUAGAGUUUUCAACGGUAAAACUGAUGAAUAAUCAUACUUCUCUGACAUGUUGAUGCAAGUAUUCAAGAUCUUUGCAAGGAGUUUGGCUGUGUUAUCUUAUGCAUCUUUUUCUUUUAUCAUCAACUGUAUAAAUAAAGAUAUAGAUACUAUUGAACAUUA
Amblyraja radiata (thorny skate) is the source of this 2118-nucleotide messenger RNA. RefSeq names its product MyoD family inhibitor domain containing 2 (gene mdfic2). Bases 241 to 855 code for a protein of 204 amino acids. Lineage: Eukaryota; Metazoa; Chordata; Chondrichthyes; Rajiformes; Rajidae. The transcript has 4 exons. The record is from RefSeq and is a predicted model, not a curated record.